Gadus morhua (Atlantic cod) is the source of this 2413-nucleotide messenger RNA. RefSeq names its product prosaposin (gene psap). Bases 141 to 1736 code for a protein of 531 amino acids. The record is from RefSeq and is a predicted model, not a curated record. Gene Ontology annotation, biological process: sphingolipid metabolic process. The transcript is spliced from 15 exons. Gene Ontology annotation, cellular component: lysosome. NCBI's taxonomy places the organism in Eukaryota, Metazoa, Chordata, Actinopteri, Gadiformes, Gadidae.
GCGUCACAUGUCUCGAGACGGAGUCACCUGACGGUGAGCCAUCAUAAAAGCAACAACAAGGCCUCCGCGCUGCAUUGCAGAGACCGCGUCCAUCCCGAUUAGACCCACAGCACCUUUCAACACCCCAACACUGCGCAGUCAUGCUGCUUCUCGCUCUGCUUUUCGUGUCUUCAGCGGUCGCCACCCCCUUGCUCGGGAUGGAGCAGUGUGCUCGUGGACCCCCCUACUGGUGUCAGAAUGUCAAGACUGCGUCCAUCUGCGGAGCGGUGAUCCACUGCCAGCAGAACGUGUGGAACCAGCCCCAGAUGAAAGCGGUGCCAUGUGACCUGUGUAAGGAAGUGUUGAUGGUGGUCGAACAGCUGCUGAAGGACAACGCCACUCAGGCGGAUAUCCUGAGCUACUUGGAGAAGGCAUGCCAGCUGAUCCCUGACAAGGGUUUGACUGCUGAGUGCAAGGAGUUGGUGGACAGCUACUAUCCCAUCAUCAUUGGGAUCAUCACCGGAGAACUGGAUGACCCCGGUGCGGCCUGCGCAGCCAUGGGUCUGUGCCGCUCCCAGCAGCUGGUCAUGGCUCAGUACCUGAAGCAGAUCCAGUCCAACGAAAUCCCUCAGCUGGACCUGGCCCAGCGCGUCUCGCCCCUCCUCCUCAACGUGCCCCAGCUCCUGUUCCCCCAGGAGGCCCCCAAACAGGAGGCCCCCACACCGAAGGCCGCAUCUCUGGGGGAUUCUGCUGUGUGCGAGGACUGCGUCAAGUUCCUGACCGACACCCAGCAGCAAGCCAAGGCCAACGAGAGCUUCGUCAACUCUCUGAUCGAGCAGAUCGAGAGCCAGUGUGAGCUGCUGGGCCCAGGAAUGUCUGAUCUGUGCAAGCAGUACAUCAGCCAAUACGCCCCACUUGUUAUCCAGCAACUCUUGUCUAUGGAACAGGAACCCAAGGACGUCUGCACCCACGUAGGCUUCUGCCCAGCGUCCAUCAAGUCCACUCCCAUGAUGAAGCUGCAGCCCGCCAGGGCCGUUCCUCUUCAGAGGCUCGUCCCCGCUGCCAAGCUGGACUCUCCGCUCAAGCAGGCCAAGCCCAUGGUUCGUAACAAGGAGGCCCCCCAGUGUGCCGUCUGUGAGUUUGUGAUGAAGGAGGUGGAGGGCAUGCUGGAAGACGAGACCACAGAGGCGCAGGUGAUUCACACCGUGGAGAAGGUGUGCAACAUGCUGCCCGCCACCCUGACCGCGCAGUGCAAAGACCUGAUCGAGGCGUACGGCGAGGCCAUCAUCGAGCUGCUGGUCCAGCAGGCUGACCCCAAGAGCAUCUGCACCGUGCUGGGACUCUGCAAGGGCGCAGGCCGCAGCCUUAUCCCAGCGUUGGACCUGGCGAGCUACACGACGGGCGGCUACUGCGACGUGUGCAAGAUGGCCGUGCGCUACGUGGACGGGAUCCUGGAGCAGAACGCCACCGAGGCCGAGAUCGAAGCGGCCGUGAGGAAAGUGUGCAACUUCCUCCCCGAGUCUGUCCAGACAGAGUGUGACCAGCUCGUUCAGCAGUAUGAGCCCAUGCUUGUUCAGCUGCUACUCCAGAUGAUGGACCCAGACUUUGUGUGCAUGAAAGUGGGGGCGUGCCCGGAAGCGGGGCAGAAACUCCUGGGCGCGGAGGAGUGCAGCUGGGGUCCUGCCUUCUGGUGCAAGAACAUGGAGACGGCGAACCGUUGCAAUGCGGUGGCUCACUGCAAGCGUCACGUUUGGUAACAAACGAUGAAGACUCUUGAAUUUUCCACUUUGUGUCUUUAGGUAAUAAAGAUGAAACACUGUAGAGCUGCUUUCAGUUUUAAUCUUUUUUUUUUUUAUCCCAAGUCUUCAUCACUUGUUUUUGAAAUGCCUUGAAGCGUUGAGGGAAGGUUUGGGUUUUCGGGGGGGGGGGGGGGGGGGGGGAAUGGUGUUUAAUGAGGAGGCUUGCAUCUUUUUUUUUUUGAUUGAUGGGACCCUGGGUAGGGGUUUGGAGCUUAGCUUCUUGCAAUGUGGACGACUUGGUGUGUCAGUGUCUGUGUCUGUCACUGAAGUAUUCUAAAGAAAAGGCAUUUAAUAUUGUGACCAUAACUCUCCUUAUAGCUGGCUUAUGGCUAAGCUAAUUAACAAUGUUUAGGGUCUGAGGUUUUGGCAGUUCGACCGAAUCUGAUCCAAGAGUUAACAACUGUUUAUAUUCGUUGUCCAGCCGUGAUGUUGAAUAUGGUAAUGCUGACCCAGCCCACCCUUCACCUCCUGUUUGUACGUUCCUGCAACAGUCUGUGUAUAUUUGAUUUCUGACUUACUGUAAGAAUCUUGUUCGUUCAUCAGUGGAGGCGUCUUAUCUUGAGGUGAUUGGUUUAAAUUUUAACACUUGAAUUAAAAUGAUUGGAUUGGACUUUCAGAACAUCUUUUUAACACUU